GUCAUUUGGAGGUACGUGACAGCCUGUGGCUACGUAUCCCCAUCUCAUCGGCCUCCGUCUCCGUCCCUCUCUCGGCUGCGCCACCUGUAAACCCUAAACCUCAGUCCCAGCACCACACUACUCACCAUUUCUCUCUACCGCACGAAACUCAUUCAUGGACUUGUGGCCGGCCAUGAAUUCCAUGUGACGUUCGCUCAAUUUCUCUGUCCGAUUCUGAAACCCUUAAACUCUCGUGAGCUUCAAAACCAUUUCCCAAGAUGACGCUACACUCGAUCGUCAUCCAGAAGCUCCUGAGCACGAACGCCCACCUGGGCCGCCGCGUCGCCACCCACCACUUCAAGCUCUUCACCUACGGCAGCCGCAACGGCAUGACCAUCAUCGACUCGGACAAGACCCUCAUCUGCCUCCGCAACGCCUGCGACUUCAUCGCCUCCCUCAUCCGCCAGAAGGGCCGCUUCAUGUUCAUCAACACCAACCCGCUCUUCGACGAGAUCGUCGAGCAGAUGACGCGGAGGAUUGGCUGCUACUCCCCCAGCAGCAACGCCCUGUGGCGGACCGGCGGGUUCCUCACCAACAGCUGCAGCCCCAAGAGGUUCAGGUCGCGGAACAAGAAGAUCUGCUUCGGGCCGCCGCAGCCGCCGGACUGCCUCGUGGUGAUGGACACCGAGCGGAAGUCGUCCGCAAUCCAGGAGGCCGAGAAGCUGCAGAUCCCGGUGGUGGCGCUGGUGGACUCGAGUAUGCCGUGGGAGUGUUUCAAGAAGAUCACGUACCCGAUUCCGGCGAACGACUCGGUGCAGUUUGUGUACCUCUUCUGUAAUAUGAUCACCAAGACUUUCCUGCUAGAGCAGAAGAAGCUCGCUGCUGUGAAGGACCGGUUUGGUAUCGCCUCUGCGUCUGCGUCUGCCUCUAUCCCAAGGAGUCAAGCUCGGGAGGAGGUGCCACGCAUUGAGGAGAGCAAGAGCGAGAGUGAUAGUGGGACUGAGUUUGCAAAGAUUCAAGUGCCUAUAAUUCCCUAUGAAAGAUUAGCUCCUUUUCCUGAAGAUGUUGCUGAAACUAAGAAGAUUUUGGACAAACUUGUUGUCCUGAAGUUAAAUGGAGCUUUGGGAACAAAAAUUGGAUUUGAUGGUCCCAAAUCUACUAUCGAAAUCAGCAAUGGAAUGACAAUUCUGGGCUUGACAGCUACUCAGAUAGAGCAUCUCAACUCAAAGUACGGAUGCAAUGUGCCCCUGGUUCUAAUGAAUUCAUCAAGAACACAUGAUGCUACCCUUGAGGUUUGGGGUAAAUAUUCCCAGUCAAACAUUGAUUUUCAUGCUUUUGAGCUGAACCAAGACUCACAACUGAAAUCAUCUGGGGAGCAGAGCAGCAACAAUGAAUUGGCAUAUGCUAACCAGGGUGCUGUAAUCGUAUCUUUGAUGAGAAGUGGAACCCUUGAUGUGUUACUGUCACAGGGUAAGGAGUAUAUCCUUGUGGUGGACUCAGAUAACACCGGGGCAAUCAUUGACCCAAUGAUACUAAACCACCUAAUUCAGAACAAAGUUGAAUGUUGUAUGGAGGUAAGGCCCACUGCAUCCAUCGAUGUUAAUGGGAACUUUGUAAAUUUUGAAGAGAGAAAGUUCCAGCUCAGAGAAAUUGCUCAGAAGCCUUCUGAAAGAUUCUCAGAGAAGUUCAAAUUGGUUGAUACAAAAAACAUGUGGAUCAAUCUGAACGCCAUCCAAAGACUUGUGGAUACGGAUGCACUGAAAUGGGAAGUAGAUGCUGGUUCAUCUCUAAUGCGAGAAACAGCGACUAGUUCAAUAAUACGAUUUUUUGAGCAUGCAAUUGGUAUUUCCAUCCCUUCAUCCCAUUACUUUCCACUGAAUGCAACUUCAGAUCUACUUCUUCUCCAGUCAGAUCUAUAUGCCGCAUCUAAUGGAGUUCUAAUUAGAAAUGCUGCCAGAACUAAUCCCAAAGAUCCUUCUAUCGAGUUAGGACCUGAAUUUGAUAAGUUGGGUAAUUUCGCGAGCCGCUUUGAGUCUAUUCCCAGUGUAGUUGAGUUGGAUAGCUUGAAAGUCACUGGUGAUGUGUGGUUUGGAAAUGGCAUUAAGCUCAAGGGGAAUGUCAGCAUUGUUGCAAAACCUGGGACGAGGAUUGAAAUUCCUGAUGGAGUAGUACUUGAUAACAAGCUCAUAAAUGGCCCCGAGGAUGUAUGAGAAGAUGAUUUCAAGGAAUGUAAGAGCACAACAUUUUCAUUUAAAGUGUGUUAUUCUUAGAUAGUUUUGUUCCUGGUUCUGUUUUCACUUUAAAUUUAUAUCUACAUACUGUGAAACAAAGAAAUAAAAUGCCAAGCAACAAGCCGAAAGAGGGCUAUUUACGUGCCA
Molecule: messenger RNA, 2357 nt
Organism: Rhodamnia argentea
Lineage: Eukaryota; Viridiplantae; Streptophyta; Magnoliopsida; Myrtales; Myrtaceae
Product: ribosomal protein S2, mitochondrial-like
Exons: 20
Coding region: 258-2189 (643 amino acids)
Biological process (GO): glycogen metabolic process; translation; UDP-alpha-D-glucose metabolic process
Cellular component (GO): mitochondrial small ribosomal subunit; ribosome; cytoplasm
Molecular function (GO): structural constituent of ribosome; UTP:glucose-1-phosphate uridylyltransferase activity
Source: RefSeq, a predicted model, not a curated record